AUGGAAUUAAUUUCAACAGCCACAUCGACGAUAACAAAUAUCUUCGUUGUGUUGACAAACCGGACUAAGGCUGUUGUGAAUCGCGUCCUCCCGCCUGGACGUCUGGAGAAUGCGCAACAGCAUCUCACCAGCUUCGCAACGACCCAUCCAGUGCUGGCUACUCUAGUACUAUCGCAGGUCGCAUUUUCCGGAUUCCCGCUCAUUCUUUUCGUCCUGCUCACUGUCGGCGUGCUCGUCUUCAGUCUAGUUGCAGCUCUCGUGAUCGCGCUCCUCGGUGCAUUGCUGUUCACGGUCUUCUGCGUAGGCGUUGCUCUUUUGUUCCUCCUCCCAACUCUAUUUGUCACUACGUUUUUGGGUGUCGGAGUGUGGUUCUGGGCUUGGAGCGCGUACUUGAUCGUUAGGCGUUUUGGGGCGGGCGACGCUGAGCAACUGACUAGGCUGAGCUCCGACUGGACCUCUCAUUAUCUCAGAAGGCUAGACGAAAAGGGCGAUCUACACAAUGAACACGUUGAGAAACAAGAAAAGGCCUCUGAUGAAUCUCACGGAACCGACACGGACUCGCCAAAGCAGCUAGAGCCCAACUCCAAAGCUACGGAAAACCAAGCACCUGGCGUGAAGACGAUCAACAAGCCUAUUGGGGAUAUCAAGGGACGACCAAAUGUAGCUAAUGCUAUAGAUGUCUCUGUUGGAUGA
Molecule: messenger RNA, 693 nt
Organism: Talaromyces rugulosus
Lineage: Eukaryota; Fungi; Ascomycota; Eurotiomycetes; Eurotiales; Trichocomaceae
Exons: 1
Coding region: 1-693 (230 amino acids)
Source: RefSeq, a predicted model, not a curated record